CCGGCAUAUGUUCGAUAUCUACAGGAGCUGUGCCGUGUGCCUGGUUCUUCCUGGUGGCCUGGGAAGACUAAUCGAUCCGACAGAGCGAUCAACAUGGGCUCAGCGAGCUUGGACGCUACAGGAAGCGAUUGCUCCACCAGUUGUGCUGGUUGUGUUUCAAUGGAAAUUUUCAGACUGGUACCUCAGUCAUAACUGCGAACCUGUCGGAACAAUAGAGCCAUUCCAUUCGGAAUUCUCGGAUCAUGAGCAGGACAUGGUUGAGAUCCGCUUUCGAAUGCAGACCAUUACAAGGGAUCAGGCAUACCUUCUUUGGCUUACCAGAGAGGCAUCAAAGCCAAAUGACUUGAGUGAAGUUAACAGCGAUAAACUACAAGUGGCUUUGUGGAAGGCAACAUGGAUACGAAGUUCUUCUCGGCCAGUUGACAUGGUAUUUAGUAUCAUGGGGCUGUUCGGUGUGAGCCUAGAUCCCAGCAGAUUCCACCGAGAUGACCGGGUGGGAGCAACCCUGGCCCUGGCCUCGGCUGCGCUGCAGAAAGGUAGUUCUGCUGCAUGGCUUGGGGCAUAUCUCGAGUUAAAUCCAUGUCCCUUCAUGUCUAGCUUUCCCUCAAUUCCAAACACUUCGGAAAGUGGAGGCUGCACUAUUCGAACAGCCACCGGUUUUAUGAAUGUCGAAGAUCUGGCAUUCCCCCUCGUUCGAAGCGAGGAAGGUUCAAGCUCAUCUGCAAAUCGCAUAUCUGCUCAGAAUGGGGCAUGGGUCCUCGAUCCUUCAAAUAAAGGACACAGUCGGUAUUAUGCAAUCACAAUCGGCAGAAGAGCAUGGAUUGUACCGGGUGAGGAGCCUUGCUUGGGAUUCGCAGAUCCCAUUGUGCUGAUUAUCGUUAAACGACAUUCCACGAAACCCGACUUAUUCCACAGAAUAUCCCAUGCUAGUGUCACAAACCAUUUUAUUGCAAACUGGGGGGAGUAUGAAUUUGCUAUUGGGGGUCCAAACAAAUUUGGCUCGUAA
Molecule: messenger RNA, 1006 nt
Organism: Aspergillus eucalypticola CBS 122712
Lineage: Eukaryota; Fungi; Ascomycota; Eurotiomycetes; Eurotiales; Aspergillaceae
Exons: 3
Coding region: 8-1006 (332 amino acids)
Source: RefSeq, a predicted model, not a curated record